GUAAGUGGCCUGUUAUCUUUCUUCGUCAGGGUCUCGAUUCCACCUCAUGGUGCUGAUCAUCAGAUCAUCUCUAACCAACACAUCAACCUGUUGCACUGCUCCUCUGACAGAGAACAUGAUGUUGCUCCUCUUCUUGUUUGGUCUGACUGUGGGUGCUGUGUCUCCUUCAGAUGAACAUGUAGUGAUGCUGCAGCGUGGAAACUGUUCCCUGUCCUGGUUCAGCUUCAAUGGCCGCUGCUACAAGUACGUCUCCACACCAAUGACCUGGGCUGAUGCAGAGCUCUACUGUGUGUCACAGAGAGCCAACCUGGUGUCCAUCCACAGUCUGGAGGAACAGAACUUUGUCAAAACCCUGAUCAAGACCUUUGACACUGCUGAAAAACAAACCUGGAUCGGACUUAGCGACAUCCACAAAGAAGGCACAUGGAUGUGGUCUGAUGGGUGUACAGUCAACUUUGUUCUUUGGAACCCGGGAGAGCCGAACAAUGUUGGAGAAAAUGAACACUGCACACACAACUACUUGGGCACAGAUGUGAAAUGGAAUGACAUUAAUUGCUCUCAUACAUUCAAUUUUGUUUGUGCAUCUCGCACAGUUUGUCCUUAGCAGCCAAGAAGUUUAAGUCUGAUUCAACUCAUCACUAAGGUGAUGCAUUAAGCCUAUAUAGAAAUGUACAUGUUUAUGUAGAGAAGUCGUUUCAUUAAAGUUCAUUUUCAUGAACGUUACAUACUAACUAAGGAGAUUUCAAUGGUGGGUCAAAGGAAAUAUUUUAAAACCUCAAUAUGAAAAAUCUCAAUAUGUUUAGAUUCGGAAGAAAAGUAAUUCAACAGCAGUAAUACUGGUAUAAAGUACUUUUUUCACAUGUAACUCUACUGAUGAACAAAAGAGAUAGUUUGAAUAUAUUAUAAUUUCAUGUAUUUUAUACAAGGUUAAAAUAUGCAGUACAAAACUUAAUACAAAGACGUCAAUCCUUUCAUAUCUUCAAGCUCACCUCUUUACCCACACAGUCUGGGACUGUUCAAUAAAUUGUUCAAUUAAUAAAUAUAUAUGUAAAUAA
This is a messenger RNA of Lates calcarifer (barramundi perch), 1055 nucleotides long. Its product is annotated as lactose-binding lectin l-2. Bases 47 to 604 code for a protein of 185 amino acids. Gene Ontology annotation, molecular function: signaling receptor activity. The transcript has a single exon. The record is from RefSeq and is a predicted model, not a curated record. Lineage: Eukaryota; Metazoa; Chordata; Actinopteri; Centropomidae.